Blumeria graminis f. sp. triticale is the source of this 1524-nucleotide messenger RNA. Lineage: Eukaryota; Fungi; Ascomycota; Leotiomycetes; Helotiales; Erysiphaceae. The record is from the annotation of a GenBank genome assembly.
AUGAGUCCUUCACCUCAACCAUCACCGCUGCUUGGUGCUGGUCGAUCCGAGAGACAUCACUCUUAUUCACCUGCCCCUCAGCCUCACAUUACGGUAUCGAAAAGGGACCGUAAGCGUUCCCUUCUAAGAGACUCAUAUUCCACCAUGGAGGACAGUUUUUCUGCCAACAGAGACAGUUACUACAGACUUCACCUCCAGACACUCCAAAUCGAUAUGAACCUUAUCGGUGCGGCUGAUCCGUACGAUACCUGUCUACUGCCAAAUGACCCGGCCGAAAUUGACAAACUGGUCCGAGAAAGCCUUCAAGAUAACAAAAUGACACCAAUUGGACCAAAUCCACCUCAUAGAGCCGGCCGCAUCUAUGCCGAAUUCGCUCAAGAGUGCAACGAUGCUAUGGAGGAAAGAGAUGCCGCACUAGCAACUCUCCAUCGAAAUAUCUCCGUAAAAAUGAACGAAAUACAGUCCACUUACAACUAUUACCAAAGGCUAGCUCACAACGAGCAUAAGGCCCUGAGAACUACUCUGCGUGAUCGACUCAUUAACAGCAUCACUUCCAAGAAAGCACGGCUUACCAAGGAGAAAGAAAUGGAUAUUAGCGACACUACAGCUAUGCUCUUACAUCCUAGUCAAUUUGCCAUUGCCAACCCCACGAGUCCAGGUGGUAUGCAUGGCAAGCGAGCUACAAGGCUUCGGCGAGAAGCUGAGGAUGUACCAGCUUAUGUUGAGAAUCAGAAACGAAAACGUAAGGCACCCGAACGUGAAGAGUCUCCUGCACAAGCAUGGCAGCGUUGGGAUACAAGUGCCGGAGCACCGUCCUGGCUCGCUGAGAAGAACCAGCUCUUGGCCACGCAGGUUGAAGCGCCACUCUAUAGCGUAGAGAAGCUUUUUACGGAAAAAGAAUUGGCUAUGACAUAUAAUGCCGCCGCCUUGGCCGCCCAUUCGUAUAUUGUGCGCCACCACGAGACCGACAGCCCGGUGCCCGACGCCUCAAUUCAUUCCUCAGAUGGUGAUAAGUCUGCUGAGGCGGCCGACUCAUCGGCGCCCGAUGAGGUACCUCAAGAGCGCCCACCAUCUCAUGUGACAAGAUCAACACGGGGCACGUUUGUAUCUGGCCUAGGAAUUGAUGCGUUUGAUGACGUAACCUCGAUGGCAAAUUUGAAUGCCCUCACCCGCCAAAUCCCUAAACUUCCGCCACUGCUUGCACAGAUGGGCACGCGAAGUUCCGUGGUCAAGACCGAAUCGGCACCCCCAGCUGCUGGCCUCUCGCCGGAUGAUCUUGUCAGUGAGAUGGAGCUGAUUCGUCGUGCCAAGCAAGUGAACGACCAGCGCGGACUCGGGCGCAAUUUAGAUACAGAUGAGCAUGCACUACGCCUUCUGAGUGAGGCAGCUUUCCCCAAGGACGGACGCGGACGGGAGCGUUGGGUUGCGAGUGAAAAUAAAGAUAAUUUACCAGUGGUGCCAAAGGCGGGACGAGGGCGCGAGCUAGGUGGCGAAGCGAUGAGUAAACAAAGUUCAAGAGCCUAA